GAGAGUGGGAGCAGAGGGACGGAGAGCGCAGAGCGAGAGAGCUGCACAGCCGGACAGCGCCGGCCCGGGUCCACAUGGGUUGUGCCCUGAGCGCAGACUGCUGCGCGGACGAAGCGGAUCCCGAGCCCAUCCGGGGGGCGCCCAAAAGGGGGGGUCCAGACAGGUCUGACAACACUAUGAGGCUGACCAAGCCUGGGAAGGGUGAGCCCCACUCCUUCAAAGAGAAGUCCUUUAAGAAGAAGCGCCAGUGUGGAGUUUGCAGGCAGAGCAUCGAAAACCUGGGCUCCUUCUGUAGGGUGUGUAAAACGGCAACCCACAAGAAAUGUGAAAUAAAGGUAACUGGCGCCUGUGUUCCCGCCCCCUCCUCUGACCUGCAAAGACGAGGCACCGCCCCCUCCAGACACAUCCAGCACCUGGGCUCUACCAAGUCUCUGAGCUACACCAAGCAGAGGAGCACACUGCCCAGGAGUUUCAGUGUGGACCGGGUGAUGGAGCGAGUGAUGGAGCGCCACUAUGACUUCGACCUGACCUACAUCACUGAGCGCAUCAUCUCCGUCUUCUUCCCCCCGCUGCUGGAGGAGCAGCGUUACCGCGCCAACCUCAAGGAGGUCACCGCCAUGCUCAAGUCCAAGCACCAGGAGAAGUUUCUGCUGUUGAACCUGUCAGAGAGACGGCAUGACAUCACACGUCUCAAUCCCAAGGUCCAUGAUUUCGGCUGGCCUGAUCUUCACGCCCCUCCCCUUGAUAAAAUCUGCGCCAUGUGCAAAGCAAUGGAGACCUGGCUGAACUCUGACCCCCAGCAUGUGGUGGUCCUGCACUGCAAGGGAAACAAAGGCAAAACUGGGGUCAUCAUCGCUGCCUACAUGCAUUACAGCAAGAUCUCAGCAGGGGCUGACCAGGCUCUGAGUACGUUGGCCAUGAGGAAGUUUUGUGAAGAUAAGGUGUCAUCAGCUCUCCAGCCUUCUCAGAACAGGUAUAUUUACUAUUUUGGGGGUCUCCUCUCCGGAGCCAUUAAGAUGAACAGCAGCCCCCUCUUCCUCCACCAGGUUCUCAUCCCGACUCUGCCCAAAUUCCAGUCUGAUGGAGGUUAUUACCCCUUCCUGAAGAUCUACCAGUCCAUGCAGCUUGUGUACACCUCUGGGAUCUAUGAUCUGCAGGGCUCGGAGGCCCGGAGGCUGUGUGUGACCAUCGAGCCCGCUCUGCUGCUGAAGGGAGACAUCAUGGUGAAGUGUUACCAUCGGCAGGCUCAGCAGGCGGAGAGGGACACAGUGUUCAGGCUUCAGUUCCACACCUGCACCAUACACGGAGCACAGCUGUGGUUCGGGAAGGACGAGCUGGAUGAGGCCUGUGCAGAUGAGAGGUUCCCCUCAGACGCCACGGUGGAGUUCGUCUUCUCCUCGGGACCAGAGAAAAUAAAAGGGAGAGAGUACCAGCGGAAUGACCCUGCGGUCACAGUGGACUACAACACAGCGGAUCCCGUGGUGCGUUGGGACUCCUAUGAGAACUUCAACCUGCGGAACCAGGACAGCCUGGAAGAUAUCGCCCACACUCGCGGCCCGCUGGACGGCAGUCUGUAUGCGCAGGUGAAGAAGCGCAGGGCAGCGGGGGGCUCGGGGUCACUGGUCUCCACCAAUGGGAGCCCGGGGAUGGGAGCUGAGGAGAAGCAGGUCCCGCUUCUGUCAAUCAGCUCUGACUCUGGCCAUAGCUCCGCCCCCACUGAGCGUCUGGAGGACCCACCUCGCCCCCCUCCCCCCACCCGGCAAGAGAGGGAGGAGCUAAACCGGCUUCUGGGUGGGAUUGAGGGGCGGGGUGAGGGGCGGGACCGGGAGACGGCCAUACUGGACGACGGUGAGGCCACGCCCCCAGGGGGCGGGGGGACACUGCGAUUGGGCCGAUCCUGCUCGUGCCGCGUGGGCUACCGCUCCCAGCGCUGUGGAGAGCCUGCCUGCGACCGGCCCUUCCUCCUGCCGAACGGCUACUGCCCCACCCCUGCCCCGCCCCACCUGGAGCUGUGCCACGCCCACCCGGCCCUGCCCCCACCCGACCUCCUGUGGGAGCGGCAGCACUACCCACCCCGCCACCAGUGCCCCUACCCCGGCGCCGACCUGCCCGGCCCCGCCCACGGCCACGCCCUCCCACCCCCGGGCAGGAUGCUCUGCAGAGGGGAGGAGUACCCGCCCUACCUCCACCCCGCCCACGCCCACGCCCACCACUCCCAGCCCUCCAGCCCCUCCUACCGCCACAUGCUGCUGCUGGACGGAGUGGCGCCCCCUGGCUGUCCGUGCCGGGACUGCUGCUGUCGGCGGGAGGAGGCCUACCACGCCCUGCGGCUCGACCGGGGGGAGGGGCUGCACUGGGAGAGGCGGGGCCGGGAAGCGCCCCUGCACUGGGACAGGGACAGGGAGGCGGAGCUGCAGUGGGAGCGGGAGCGGGAGAUGGAGUUCUGGCACCGGAGGUCCGCAAUCCCCCCCUACGGAGGGCCUCGCCACUCCCCCGAGCCCCACGACCUCCAGGCCUUCACCUUCGACCCCCUGCCCUCCGGUCACCCCGCCUACCCCGAGCCUUCCCGCUCGCACCCGGACCUCAAGUACAGCAGCAGCAGCAGUGGCUACCAGACCCCCCGGCAGGCCUGCGCCUGCUCCCCCUACCAGCCCUCCCCCUCGGAGAGCCGCGGAUACGGCUCCGGGUACCAGUCCGAAUCCACCUCGCCGCUGCCCCCCCCGGCCUGCAGCCAGGGGCCCGAACUGCAGCCCCACCCCCAGCCCCAGCCGUACCCCCCCGACCCCCACGCAGGUACGCAUCUCCCAGGGGAUGGUUUGUCUUGGCGGGACCACAUUUCCCAGAGUUCCUUGAGCAGGGUACACAGAGAGGCACCUGUCAUUUCCUCUGCAAACUCUGACCUCUCCGGGCCACCCACCCCGGUGCAUACCAGCAGCCCUUUGCGAACCCAGGAAAGUCCUGGUCCAGCAGGUUCGGAGCUGCACGUGUCAGAGGUCGACAGCGUCCCCACCCCAACGUCUUCCCAGAGACCCCUUAGCCCCACCAAACAGCCCCUCAGCCCUGCCCAUGCUUCUCACAGCCCCACCCAACAGCCCCUCAGCCCCGCCCAUGCUCCUCACAGCCCCGUCCAACAGCCCCCCAGCCCUGCCCAUUUCCCUCACAGCCCCACCCAACAGCCCCUCAGCCCCGCCCAUGCUCCACACAACCACACCCAUCAGCCCAUCAGCCCCGCCCAUGCCCCUCAAAGCCCUGCCCAUGCUCCACACAACCACACCCAUCAGCCCAUCAGCCCCGCCCAUGCCCCUCAAAGCCCCGCCCCGGAGCAAAUAAGCCCCACCCAUGCUCCACACAGCCCUGCCCAACAGUCACCCAGCCCCAGCCAUGCACCAGUCAGCCCCGCCCAAAAGCCAAACAAUCCUGCCCUGGAGCCAGUCAGCCCUGCCCACCCUCCCCACAGCCCCGCCCACCCUCCCCACAGCCCCGCCCAGAGCCCUCCACAGGACCAGCAGUCCAGUCCCAUCCUGGCCCAGUCCGCCCCGGACACCCCCAAUUCACACACCGACCCGACCCAGAUGGAACCCCAGAACCGCCAGCCUUCUGUAGACGGGAGCAGCCCAACAGCGGUGCCUGCCACCGCCCAGACAAUGCCCCAAAGUGCCUCACCCUGUUUGUUGGGUCCUGCACCGGCACCCGUGCAGCUAAAUGGUGGGAUCCCUCCCAAGAACGGCGUUCCUGGGCCCCCCAACCCCAGCUCCGCCCGCAGCUCCACACCCUCCUCCCCUCAGUCCCCCGCUGGCAGCCCGGAGUACUGGCCCCCCUCGGAGGGCCCGGUGCCCGGCUUCGCCACGCUGGGCCGGAAGCUCAUGCUCGGGGGGGACGGCUGCACCCCCAAACCCCCGUCCCCCACCCCCGAGGGCUACUCCACCCCCACCUUCCCCAUCUCAGGCUGUUACUACCCCCCCAACGCCCCCUACACGGGCUACACCUCCGUCACAAUCGCCGCUCCCCAGCCCCCGCUCCCUGAGAAACGCCGGCAGUCCUCCCUGCACGGCUCGCCCAACGGGCGGGGCUCCACCCUCCGCACCCCUGCAGGAGCCCAGUACCCACAGCCCGCUCCCUCCACCCCGCACCACGUCACCUUCUCCCCGUCCGUGGGCGAGGCUGCCCCCCCCGGGGGCUCACGUGAAGAGCCGCUGCACAGCCAGGUCAGCGUUAAGUUCGUCCAGGACAGCUCGCGGUUCUGGUACAAGCCCGGGAUCUCCAGAGACCAAGCGAUCGCUGUACUGAAGGGGGAGGAGCCUGGAACCUUCCUCAUUCGGGACAGUAACUCCUUCCAGGGGGCCUACGGCCUGGCACUGAAGGUGGCCACACCUCCACCCAACAUCAGCAACCACAGCAGCAAAGCAGGGGACCCCCUGGAGCAGCUGGUGCGUCACUUCCUGAUCGAGACGGGCCCUCGGGGGGUGAAGAUCAAGGGCUGUCAGAAUGAGCCGCACUUCGGGAGCUUGUCGGCCCUGGUGUACCAGCACUCCAUCACCCCCAUCUCCCUGCCCUGUGCCUUACGCAUCCCUGAGAAAGACCUGGUUGGGGAGAUCCAGGAGGUGCAGACGGGGAGUCACCUGAGCACUGCUGCGGACCUCCUGAAGCAAGGAGCAGCCUGCAAUGUGCUGUACCUGAACUCUGUGGAGACAGAGUCGCUCACAGGACCCCAGGCCAUCUCCAAGGCAACCAGUGCCACCCUGUCCCGAAGUGCCCGUCACCCCGCCACUGUGGUGCACUUCAAGGUGUCUGCCCAGGGAAUCACGCUCACUGACAGCCAGCACAGAGUGUUUUUCAGGAGACAUUAUCCAGUCUGCAGUGUGACCUUUAGCAGUGUGGACCCCCAAGACAGGAGGUGGACUAACUCUGACAGCACGACAUCCAAGAUGUUUGGCUUUGUGGCAAAGAAACAGGGCAGCUUGUCGGAGAACGUGUGCCACCUGUUCGCCGAGCUGGACCCCGAGCAGCCAGCCACCGCCAUCGUCAACUUCAUCAACAAGGUCAUGCUCGGGCCACAACAACGCAGAUAGCCCAACCCUGCCCCCCCCCCCCCCCCCCACAGAGCGGGAGCCAAUCAGGAGAGAGGGGAAACAGCCUGAAGCUGCUUGCGUGGAUUGUGGCAAAAGACAAGCAACACAAGGUUUUCAGUGCAUUUGUGUCACUCCACUGGUCACCCCUCACAACCAGUCCUAACAUUUGUCCUCUUUUUAAAUAUUAGUCAUUUAUGUAAAAGAGGAGCUGCAGUCUGCAGAUAUCAACCCUUAAACCAAUGGACUCCUUUCUGGAGCAUCAAGAUGGACUGUUGGGGUCAAGGACUGCUGAGUAUUGAGUGAUUGUGUGUAGUAGUCUUUCAAGCACAUUCUGACUUUACAUUAUCCAAAAUACCAGCAGAAGCUGCUGAAUAUUACCCCUGCUAUGAUAUACUGACACAUCUAUUGGAACUGAUGCAAAAAGAUAUCUACAGCAUUUAUUCAGAAAUAUUGUUACCACAGUGGUGGAAAAGCCCUGCCAAGUGUAUCUUUCAAGGAACAAAACUGGUGAUGGAUCAAUGGAUCCAGCUGACCCCCCCCCCCCCCGACACACACACACACACACACAUAAAGAUAGAAGUUUCUGAAUGGGAGUGUAUGCAUGUAUGUGACUUGAGGGAGCGAGAGUGAGAGUGUUUGCAGGCUAGACAGUACCAGGACGUAGGGACAUUAGUGAGUAGAUGUGCUGUAGUUGCAGGAUUUUAGAAAUUAGGGAUCGUGUUGUGGUCUCAGCCUGGCUCGAGGGUAGGCAGUGUUCCAAGAGGAAAUGGAAGUUUGCCAGACAGGAAGUGGAGACGGUCGCCACACAACAUGGCACGGCCCCCGUAGGACCAUUUGACUCCAGGCUGGUUGAGGCAAGCCCGGACGAACGCACCCAAAAGGCCACGAUAUAGUGGUCUUGAAGCUUGGCUGCAAAUAUCGUUGUCCUUGCCUUGUUUUUUACAUCCAAAAGAAGCACCGUUUGUGUAUUAUCACUGAAAUAACACGACUAGGAAUCCUUUUUUCUUACCCACCUUAUUAGUAGCCUAAAUCACUCACUCUUUCCUUUGAAGAAUAGAUCCAAGUAUAGAAAGAAAUCAAGCAAGCCAGAUGCCAAAGCCUCGACCUAACCAAAGACAUUUACAGAGCACUCAAAUUUUAUACUUUUAACCUAUAAUCAGUUGUAAUUUGUCAGCUUCAUGUAUUUGUAUAUGUAUAAGUGGAGUGUUUAUACAUCAUUUUUGUGUUUUUAUAAGAUAGAAAGACACUUGCGUCUCUGACAGCUUUAAUAUAUUUUUGAUCUUUUUUCUUAUUGACUUUUGUAUGUAGUAAUAUAUUUUCUCACAUGCAGCUGCCUCUAAACAUGUAAGAAAUGAAAAGGAAGGAACGUUUAUAAGAAGAAAAAAAAGGAAUUUAUAUGAUAUGCUAUUUUUUAAAAACAAACAGCAAUGUACACAUAAAAUAAAAAUAUAAAGUUGUGGUACCAAAA
This is a messenger RNA of Conger conger (European conger), 6537 nucleotides long. RefSeq names its product tensin-2-like. The transcript is spliced from 28 exons. Gene Ontology annotation, biological process: peptidyl-tyrosine dephosphorylation. Bases 75 to 5069 code for a protein of 1664 amino acids. Lineage: Eukaryota; Metazoa; Chordata; Actinopteri; Anguilliformes; Congridae. The record is from RefSeq and is a predicted model, not a curated record. Gene Ontology annotation, molecular function: protein tyrosine phosphatase activity; protein binding.